Exaiptasia diaphana is the source of this 4062-nucleotide messenger RNA. RefSeq names its product coiled-coil domain-containing protein 33. The transcript has 30 exons. Gene Ontology annotation, cellular component: peroxisome. The record is from RefSeq and is a predicted model, not a curated record. Bases 100 to 2985 code for a protein of 961 amino acids. Lineage: Eukaryota; Metazoa; Cnidaria; Anthozoa; Actiniaria; Aiptasiidae.
CAAAAAUGGCGGAAACGUACUGUUUACUUGUCAAAUCUCAGUUUUAUCGAAUUUGAACAUGACUUGACUUCAUGUGGAAACCUAAAUGUCCUUGGAAUUAUGUCCACUGACAAUCCACUAUGCCUAGAACUGGAUCUCCAUCAAGUGCUCUUCAACAAUGUUGGACAGUUUUAUAUGACAAUAUGGAUUCAAGGAUCCAUAGAAAGACAAAAUGAUGUCAAACUGUUUAUUAACAACUCCAAGUCUCCUCAUGGUCAAUCRUACUUCACGUCUCAGCCAUACAAACAGAGUGAUGUCACAGCACCAGUCAACCUUGAUGGGUCUGUGCUAKCAUUCCAUUUGCCUCCAGGGUUCAUAGAACAAGAUGUUUAUUUAAUUGUGGAGGCUCACAAAUUUUCCCAAGAUGCACAAGAAGAGGACUCAAAAUAUGGUGAAUCUGUGCUAUUGGUUCAUCCAAAUACAGACUCUCUGUUUCCAUCAACUCAUCAUGGCACAAACACAGAGGAUGAAAAUGUUCUUUAUAAAAUAGAAAAACUGUUGACUUUCACAGCAGAAAGUGAGUUUGAGGGCAUGUCUGUAAGUGUGGGUUCCCUGUGGUUAGAUGUUGAAAUUCGCCAAGAACAAAAGGACAAACCACCGCCAGCUAAAAAAGCACCAUCCAACAUUCAGCCAUAUGGACCUGGUCCUAGUGUAUCAUCCCCUGAACAAGAUAUUAUGGCAAAACCUCCUCCUGAAAAGGUUUCAGAGCUGGGAUCACUAAGCUGUCCAGCUCAACCCCAUCAUCUGUGUGGUAGUUAUGUUGCUCGUAAAGGUUAUUUGGAGGCUGCUGUCCUUGUGCAUGCUGCUAUUGGUCUUCCUGUGCAAUCAGAUGGCAGCCUUCCACAGCCAUUUGUCACUUGUAAAUGCCAUCAGGACCAGGGUCUACAGACUGCUACACGUGCAUCAUUACAACCCACCCAAAGCCCAACCUGGCAUGAAGUACUGCUGGUAGAGUUUCCCGACGAUCAUUUACAACAUGAAGAUUUGAUAGUAACAGUUGUUGACAAUCCAAGCAAAGAGAUUUUAGUAGAAUAUGAGAUACCUAUCUCAAAUCUGAAACCUUUUCAUCAGUACAAUUUAGAACUUGUGAAGCCCAACAGGGACCUCAGCAACAGUUCAAAGCUGUACCUGUCAUUGAUAGUGAAGUAUGAUAGUCUUGCCACAUUAAACAGCGAGGAUCUGUUCAUGUUUGGCAUGGAGUUUUUUCUGAGAGGAUUUGAGUCCCCAAUCGCAAAUCAGCUUGGCUCUCUUCUCGCAGUGGCUCGAGUUGUUCCUGACUGGAAUGACUACAAAGAAACAAUGUUGUCGACCAAUCCAACUUUGGCAAAUGUUCCUUCAGCAACCAUCUCUUUCCCCUCACCACACCCCACAUCAUUCAUUGUGGCUGGACAAGCAUUGGGAUCAGGUUCACCUCAGGUGACUGUGUGUGGAGAACCUGUCAAUCAUCCUCAGUGGAAUCAAAUGUUCUUUGUCCCUGGUGAAAUGGAUUCACUGUUUAUUGGGAGCAGUGCUAUAGUCAUCGAGUUUUACAGCAAGUCUCAUGGUCUAAGUGAUGAUGGAUGGCUGCUUACUGGUCCAGUAGGAUACUGUAGUCAAAUACUUAACAAGGAACUAGCUGCAGCCUUACAACAAGACAAUGCGAAACUUGGUUUGAAAAUCAAUGGUCUUCCAGUACAGGGUCAUAUCACGAGCUAUACUGGAGCAAAACCUUCUGUUGGCAUUGUGGUACGACUUGUUGUUGAUAAGCGUCCAGAGAAACUCUCGGUGUCUCAAGUUCCAUCGUUGCCAUUAUAUGGAGAGAAAAAGCCAAGUCUCAGUCAAUUCACAGCACAGCCAAUCGCUCAUGAUAACAAGAACCCGUUUGGUCUCCCUCCGUUCGACGCAGUCCAGCGGCUUCUUCCAUUGAACAACCCACCAACGUCACUAGGAGCGUCAGAAGCACCGACGACAGCUCAAUUACCGACAACGACAUUGGAUGCAAGUUCUAUGCCAUCAGAUUUACGAAGUACAAUGGACAUGAGGACAUUGGCGCUGCUAGACUACCAAAUGAAGGAGGUUGAUCGAUAUCGUACAGCGAUGAGGAAGCUUGCUACUGAUUUGCUGCAAUUAAAACAAGACAAUUCACGUCUUGAGGAAGCUAACAGCCAGUAUCGCCGUGAUUUGAGUCAACACGAUGAAAUAUCUCGCAUGAUGGUAUCAGCCAAUGAUUUGGACAACGUUACGCACAGUGAACUCAUACAGAAGUUCGUUCUACUUAAAAAGAAACUUUCCGAUGAAACAACAAAAAGACAAGAAUUGCAGAAAAGAACACAAAAACUACAGAAUGACUUAAUUAAGAAAAACGAGAAAGAAAAGAGUUUGGUUAAACUGGAGGAAGCACAUGAGAGUCAACAGGCAUUAGUACAGAAAAUGCAGAUAAAACUCCAAAAGUAUAAAUCUCUCCAAGAAACGUGUAAAAAACAGGAACAGGUUAUAGUUGAACUCGAAAAGCUGCUGUCCAAGGGAGACAAUGGCGUAAACCUGUCCGAUCCAAGUAGCMAAAGCAGAGUUUAUAUCGAAGAAAACGUACGGCUAAGAUUAGAGCUUGAAAAAUUAAAAGGAUUGGCGAAAGGAACUGAUGCUAAAAAUGAUUCAGCGAGAAUGACAACUCCUAGCCAGGCAAAAGACUUAGAUAAUUCUGAAAGACUAGAAUUGUAUCAGAAACUGGAGCGAGCGGAAGGACGAAUACUUGGCUUAGAGCAGCAGUURACAGAAAGUGCAAGAAAAUGGGCGAAGGAAAAAACCACAUUACAGGCCAGACUUAACGAGGCGUUAAUAGAAAAACAGUCAAGAUUUCACAGUUUCGAUGAAAGUAAAAUCAUGCAUGAUGUGGGCUCAAGUACCAACGUCACUUACAGAGACCAGCGAAAAUCCUCUCUAAAGCUUGAUCCGCUUAUACGGCGAUAGCUCGUGUGAAGAGGUCAAAUACCAACAACUGUCUGAAUUAGGAACAAUGCUARAAUGAUUAAUGGUAUUGUAUUUAUUGCUAAUCUGUACAGCAAGAGUAGUCUUACUAUAUUCAACUAGGCAUUUAUUAUUUAUAGUAAAAGACCAAUAAUAAAUCGGUGUGCUAUAUUUUCACAUGUUUGAAAGUGAUACAUCCAAUCACAAGCUCGUAUGUCUAUCUCUCACAAUAUCUGAAAAUAUAACCAAUCAUAACACACAAGAAGAAAAUGUAAUCAAGCAAUACUAAACCUACGUUUACAACACGUGUUGUUGUAUAAUACAAGCCACUCAUGGACAUAGUCGCCUUCAAAGCACUUUCCAUGAAAUAACCUAAAUCUAUUUGACAACCAGCCAUUCCGAUGCGCUUGCAACUAUUACUCCAUUCAGUCUCCAUACUCCCAUAGACCCUUUCGGUCAUCUUCAUUCGUUUUUUUUUUCUUCUUAAUAUUAAACUGUGUAUGUUGCAUUAAAUCUCGGUCCAUACGUCGAUCCACAACGUCCUGAACCAAGUACGGUUUGAAUUUCAAACGAUCAUUGAUGAGGUUUUUGUGAUAAUCCGAAAUAAUCAAGAUUGGGGCAAAAUUGGGGCAGUCGAUCACACAGAGAAAAGCCGACACAAUCCGAAGUACGUUGGCAUGUGCUGGCCUGGCGCGAGUUUACUAUACCCMAUGAGCGUACUCGUUAGAAUUCAAAACUAAACAUCCAAUAAGAGCGAAGCACAUAUAUCUCGGUACACGCGACACAAUCUUCGUCGCUGAGACUAACAUAACAGAUGCAGGCUACAAAUGCCAAGCUAUCGUCAAGCCGAACUUGCAAAAUAUACUWCCCAUACUUUUUUACGGUGUUAAACUUWUYUUUUUUACACAACUGYUUGCAAAAUAUAUMUUUUUCGACAGAAAUAGUAGAUGUAAAUGUUUUAAUURACCUUUUCUUAUGUUUUAAGCUGCAUUCCUGAUUCCAACCAAUAUUUUCAGUUUCAAUAGACCUCUGCAGCUUUCACGUCAUGUACCGUAUACGCAAUGCAUUGUUUGGGACAGA